Pocillopora meandrina is the source of this 945-nucleotide messenger RNA. The record is from the annotation of a GenBank genome assembly. NCBI's taxonomy places the organism in Eukaryota, Metazoa, Cnidaria, Anthozoa, Scleractinia, Pocilloporidae.
UUGGAAGUAACUUUCGCCAUUCUGGUUUGCCUCGCUUCGGUACUUGGUAAUGUGCUGGUUGUUUAUGUUACAAAUAAAUACUCCGAGAUGCAAACCAUCACCAACGUUCUUAUUUACAAUCUCGCACUGACUGAUAUUAUCAUGGCGACCCUUAACAUGCCGUUCUGGAUAACGAGCUUGUUCACGGGAAGGUGGAAUUUUAGCCAAGAAUGGUGUGAAAUUUCCGCAUUAAUACAUCAUACUAUGGGUUUGGCCUCCCUGCUCACUAUGGGCUUAAUUGCCCUGAACAGAUACAUGAAAGUCGUCAAGCGAUCCUUGUAUAUCAAGUUCUUCCCCAGUAAAAGAGCAGCUUGGUUGUACUGUGGUCUCGUGUGGCUGGUUGCUGUGCUAUUCUCUACACCUCCGUUGUACGGAUGGGGAAAAAUGAACUUUGAUUCAGAUUUUUUAGUUUGCUCAUUCAGCUGGAAGGAAGGACACUUUUCUUUUGUCAUAUUGCUUGCAGGGUUCUUAAACGUGACAACAUUUGCAAUAAUUUACUCCUAUUGGAAAAUUUACCAAACGGUGAAAGAAAGCUCAAAUAAUGUCAGCGUUAAUGUCGUACAAAAUGGCGUCGGCGCACCAGGGUUCCAUCGAGCUGACAUCGAUGUUUUGAAGAGUUGUUUCGCAGUGGUUUGUUUCUUUUUACUAACGUGGGGUCUUCCAGGUGUAUGCGCUUCUACAAUUACUGGUGGAGGCCACAUUCCACAUGAACUGCGUAAGUUAUCUGUGUAUUUGUUGUUCUCCAGUAGUCUUACAAAUCCAAUCAUCUAUGGGAUAAUGAAUCCGCAGUUUAAACAGGCCUUCAAAAAGACAUUCAGUUGUGGUCGUUAUGGCAAAGGUAAUGCAGAUCAGAGUCAUACAAGAGUUGCAGCUGUAAUGAUACAGCCGUGGAGCAAUGAAACUUGA